GCAUAAAUAGCAAGACUCCUACUGUCUUCUCUUGCAGACCAACUCAGCUGCCAGCAAAAGCAGGUGCUCUCCCCCUGCCAGUGCUCCAGAGGAAAUAUUUAGGAAUGGAAAACCUGAUGUUUGUCUACUGUUCCUGUAAAGUUAUCUGGACAUUACUUGUAACAAUACUAGGUUAUGCCAGCAGCUUGCCUGUGGGUGAUGACUCUAUUUGCACAGCAGAGGAACUUGCUAAGUACAGCAUAAUCUUCACAGGGAAAUGGAGUCAGACUGCUUUCCCUAAGCAGUAUCCACUUUACAGGCCCCCAGCACAGUGGUCAUCAAUGCUAGGUGUUACUCAUAGUUCUGACUACAGCAUGUGGAAAAAAAAUGAAUAUGCCAGCAAUGGUGUACGUGAUUUUGCUGAAAAGGGUGAAGCAUGGGUAUUAAUGAAAGAAAUAGAAGAAGCUGGAGAGAAAAUUCAGAGUGUACAUGGAAUCUUCUCUGCUCCUGCCAUUUCCAGUGGUACAGGACAAACCUCCACUGAAUUAGAAGCUCAUUCAAGACAUCCCUUAGUUUCAUUUGUGGUACGAAUUGUUCCAAGCCCCGACUGGUUUGUGGGUAUUGACAGCCUAAAUCUCUGUGAAGGAGACCACUGGAUGGAAGAAGUAUCAGUUGAUCUAUUUCCAUAUGAUGCUGGAACUGAUAGUGGUUUCACAUUUUCCUCCCCAAACUUUGCCACCAUUCCACAGGACACAGUUACAGAGAUCACUUGUUCCUCCCCAAGUCACCCAGCAAACUCAUUUUAUUACCCCAGACUCAAAAUUUUGCCACCUAUUGCUCAAGUAACAAUGGUGAAAUUAAAGAAAACACAGCUGGGUCUUCCUGCACCUUAUCUUAAUCUUCCAGCUAAAAGCAAUGAAAUAAUAGACUCUGUCUCAGAAACACCACUGGACUGUGAGGUUUCACAAUGGUCUUCCUGGGGUCUCUGCAGAGGUCUUUGCAGAAAAACAGGGACCAAGAUCAGAACUCGUUUUGUACUUCUCCAGCCUGCCAAUAAUGGAAUGCCUUGUCCAAAUCUGGAUGAAGAAACAGGAUGUGAACCAGAGAAUUGUGUCUGAAAUAAAGAAAAGAUCAUAAUUUAGAUAAUUUAAAAGUAGGAUAAGUUUAAAUCUAAGCUACAUGUCAGUCAACGUUCCUUAUAAUUCGGGUAUGCUGCACUAUUUUGCUGAAAAGGUAUAUCAGACUGGUUUUGAAAGUUGUUGUUUAAUGUCAAGAUCUUGGGGGUUAAAUUCCUAAGGUUUAGUAUGACAACAGUACUUGAUCAUUUACAGACCAAAAAACCCCAAAUAAAUCCUUGCUAUAAAUAUACUGUAAGUUCUUGGAGUACCCUCUAGUGGCAGAAAAGAAGACAUUUGCAAAGGUUAUACUUCACAUGUAAAGUGAAUAUACUCACAUGUAAAAGUCUUUUAAUCACAAAAUCUAAACUAAUAACGUUCUUAAAUACUGUAAUUUGUUGGGCUACAGCUAUUUAUACCUAGAAAUUAAUUUUUUCUCUAAAUUAUGUUUUUAUAAUUUAUUGGCAUUUUUGUCGUCUUUCUAAACAUGUUUAACAUGCAUUUCUUCAGAAACUACUUACACAAAUCAGAGUGACCAGAUGUUUGCAGUGUGGUUAAGACAAUAAUAUAACUGAGUAGACUUGUCUUGAGGCUUAUGAAUACAUGAAAAUACCUUUCUUUUUCUUUUUUUCUCAAAAGUGAGAAGAAUAUCUGUCAUGAGGACACUCAACCAACAAAAUUACUAGAAAAAAUCAGGAGCGUGGAUACUAGCAGAAAACCUCUGAACUUAACUAAAAGUGUUAGCUGAGAUUUAAAAGCUGACUGAUUGUUGGUGUGCGUCCCUCAUGAGACAACUAUCUCAAAGUUAACACUGUUGACCAUAACAUAAAUUAUAUCAUUGUCUUUAUAUAUGC
Molecule: messenger RNA, 1948 nt
Organism: Pelecanus crispus (Dalmatian pelican)
Lineage: Eukaryota; Metazoa; Chordata; Aves; Pelecaniformes; Pelecanidae
Gene: SPON2
Product: spondin 2
Biological process (GO): cell adhesion
Cellular component (GO): extracellular matrix
Source: RefSeq, a predicted model, not a curated record